AUGGCUUCAUCUCUCCAGAUAGUACGCUCAUUAGAAAUGGGAAUCUUUUUCCCAGUAAACUUAAUUGGCAAUCUUCUGGUCAUUAUUGUGAUCAAACGCACUAAAAAAGACUUGCGGACUCCAGUGAAUUAUUUGUUAGGAAACCUGGCUGUGGCAGACAUAACAGUGGCCUUCUUUAUGGUCGUGGACCAAGUUUUCUUUCAUACGGCCAAUCAUCCCGGAGGCUUGACAGGUGAUUAUCUGUGUAAGCUCCUCACUGGAAAGACCCUCUCCUGGGUAGGGUCCGUGGCUUCCGUAUGUACACUUUUAGCUAUAGCUUUCGAGAGGUGAUUUAACCGUUUUUCAUGCUUUGUACUAAAAUUCUAAUGAAUUUGACACAUUUAAUUAAGCUUUUCUUACAUUUCAAUGCUUCACACUGAAUAAAAAGUAUUCUUUAGCAUAAAAGAAAUACCUUCACCUCUGCUUUCUUUAAGUCUCUCCCAACGAGUCCAGUUUCAGGCCCAAUCCAUCUCACCUACAGGUUUUUCAGGUUUAUCUUCGAACGACGUUCUGUAUUUCGAGGCUUCUGCCUUAGCGCUAACAUCAUCAGAUUUUCCGGGUGAAGGCAAUUUCAUAGCAGACGGUGUGGAGAUAAUGUGAACGACUUCGUAAAAGGGGAAAAGUGGUAUUUUGUCGGAAAGAGAUUUACCCUGAGAGUUAGAUUGGAAACUGAAUGAAAAACUUGAGAAAUUGACUUACCGUAAGAAACGGUUUUCCUCUGAAACUGAAAGUGACUGUAAGGAAUAAACUGACACAGGUGUAUCCAUAUUCUAUGUCUAUUCAAGCCGUCCCCUUAACAACCUCUUCUGUCCUUUCCUUUUUCAGUUUAGCUUGAAAUUGUAAAAAAUGAGAUUCAUGAAAGUCACAUUAACUUUCGUGGAUGCGAUAGUGACACUUCUUUUCAUUAAAUUUCUUCAGCACUGAAAACCUAUGAAUAUCAAACUAUUAAGAAUCCUUCCUCUUGUGGGAACGCGUUGGAAAAUCCUACAGAUCUAAAGAAGGUUAAAAGCAUAUUGCGAUUGACGAUUAAUUAGUAAUCUAACACUGUAUGAUAUGCUGCUUCCAAAAGAUUUUAGGGUAAGGGUAUGGACACUAAGGGAUUCCACCUGACAACAUAUGGAAGAAUACGGAGAACUGGGCCCUGAUUGGGCCUAGCAACGAAUCCCCUACUUUUCCUUUCUCAUCACAAUGUUUUUUAGAAUACGAGGUGGGAUAUCAGCCCAAACAAAAUAUUGCUACGGAAACACUUCCCCUUCUAACACCCCUGUCUAUGAAACCAAUUCGGGGACAUUUGAUUCUAAGUCAGUUUUUUAUUUUUUCCACACAAAGAUGUGCUUUAUUCUUAUUAACGUUACUUUUCAUAGGUUCUACGCAAUUGUCUUGCCUUACCACCGCAGAGAAAGAAUCACCAAGAAAAAGGUUGGCGUCCUUGUUGCGUCGUGCUGGGUAUUUGCCUUUUUUUUCAACGCGCCUUUAUUUGUUGUUCGCAAAUUUAAUGACGACCCAGGGACUGGGUUCUUUUGCAGAAGUUCCUGGCCAGACAAUCGAUUAGGACUUAGCUAUAACUACUUAUGGUUGAUGUUUGUGGGAGUAAUCCCAAUUUGUGUUAUGGUAUUAUUUUAUGGUAAGAUCGUCCACAACCUAUGGCACAGCGAAAGACAAGCUGUGCACGGAGCACAACUAGCUCGUUUGAAUUCAAGAAAGCGAGUCACAAAAAUACUUGUCACUCUGAACAUUAUUUACGCAUUCUGUUGGUUUCCCAAUUUGUUGAUAAACGUCAUCGUUUAUUACAUAGCUAACCCCAAACUUUACUCGAUCGGUUAUCUUGUGACGGAGUUGCUAGUGCUGUUGAACUCCAGCAUAAAUCCGUUUGUUUAUGCUUUGCAAAGUAAGCAGUUCCGAAUUGCCGUUAAGAACAUAUUUUGUUGUAGGAAAAGAGUGGAAGUAAGACCGCUUGCUACGUUCGAUACCCGG
Messenger RNA from Pocillopora meandrina, 2013 nucleotides. The record is from the annotation of a GenBank genome assembly. Lineage: Eukaryota; Metazoa; Cnidaria; Anthozoa; Scleractinia; Pocilloporidae.